AGCAGAGGAUUAGAUAACAUCGAUUAACGCAGAUUACUCACUCGAACGCACUGCUAACAAAUAUUUCUUCACAUCAAAUCAGCCAAUCAGGACUCUCCCUCCUCCUCCCUGUGCAGGAAUACAAAACAGAGAAGACCCCGAGGAGAUUCUCACAUUCAGCUCUGUGCAUGCACGCUCAUGCUGCUGGGAUUUUAAUCUGUGCAGAGAGACGACACGGCAAAGAUGAGAGGGUUUCAGGUUUUGAUUUGCACCCUUGCAGCUCUGUGGACGGCUGACGCAGGCCUGCUGAGAAAAAGAAGACAACUGGAAUUUUCUGGUUUCCUGUCCUCUCAUUCGUCUUCUCCAUCGUCCUCAUUCUUGUCCUCUCAUUCGUCCUCUUCAUCAUCUUCAUUCUUGUCCUCUCACUCGUCCUCUCCAUCGUCUUCAUUUUUGUCUUCUCACUCGUCCUCUCCAUCGUCCUCAUUCUUGUCCUCUCACUCGUCUUCUCCAUCGUCCUCAUUCUUGUCCUCUCACUCAUCCUCUUCAUCGUCUUCAUUCUUGCCCUCUCAUUCGUCCUCUUCAUUCUUGUCCUCUCUUGAUACCUCAGGUGGGAUCUGUCUGAACGGAGGCACCUCCAUGCGGUCCCUGACUUCUGGUGAUCACAUGUUCUGUUUGUGUGCUGACGGCUUUGAGGGGACCCGAUGUGAAACAGUGAAGAGAGGCGCCUGCUAUGAGGGCGUGGGAUUGUACUACAAAGGCACGACGGCUAUAUCACAGAGUGGGCGAACAUGUCAGGAGUGGGAUGCAGACACCAGGGAGCGAUACAUGACUUCAGAUGUCAAUGCAGGGAGGCACAACCACUGCAGAAAUCUCCUCCUUAAGCGGCGUCCGUGGUGUUACGUGUGGAAGAAACAGAAGCUGAGGUGGGAGUAUUGUGACAUUCCUCGCUGUGGCGUCGAUUCAUUCUCAGCCCUGCCUUCUCCUGCACCCACUGAACCAGAACAACCAGAACCAGCUGCAGAGUCCACAUGUGGCGAGCGCACCAGAAGAAGGCAGACUAAGAUCGUGGGUGGAACCAUCUCCACUGUGGAAUCUCACCCGUGGGUGGCUGCCAUAUUCUGGCGUGGUAAAUCCAAGGAGAAGACUUUCCGCUGUGGGGGGAGUCUGAUCUCAGCCUGCUGGGUGCUCACAGCUGCCCACUGCUUUCCCGACGGAUCCCACACCAAAGCGCACCGCUUCUCCGUCAGCCUGGGGAAGAACGCGCUGAAUGAGACGGACGUGGCUGCGGAGCAAACAUUCAGGGUGGAGGAGAUCAUCAUGCACGAGGACUUCGACAACAGCGAGGGGAACUUCAACAACGACAUCGCUCUGAUUAAGCUGAAGGCCAACAAAGGGAAGUGUGCAGAAGAAAGCAACUUAGUGAAAACCAUCUGCCUGCCUCCUCCUCUGCAGAGACUCCAGCCCGGUGACACCUGUGAGAUCGCCGGAUAUGGGAAAGAGAAAUUUGGUCUGUGGUACCGGUCUCAGUUCCUCCAAGAGGCUCAGGUGAACGUCUUCGCCGACGAUGUAUGUCGACACGAGGAUUAUUACGAAGACAAGAUCACUGAUAACAUGUUUUGUGCCGGUCGGCCCGACUGGAGCCAAGACGCCUGCGAGGGAGACUCUGGAGGACCUCUGGCGUGCGAGGUGGGCGGCAGGCUCUUCCUGUUCGGAGUGAUCAGCUGGGGAGACGGCUGUGCUAAAGAGUUUCGACCCGGGGUUUACGCCAAAGUGACGAACUACAACGGAUGGAUAGAGGAGAAGACGGGGCUGUCGUCCAUCACUGCGGGGUCUAUGUACCCUCAGAAGUGAGAACGUGGACGGUUCCUUUAAAAGAACUGGAUGUAUAAAGAUGUGCAAGCUCUCUCUUUGUAGUGAUGAAGCUAAACCUUGAACUUAGGUGAGCAUUUCACCUUUAAUAAGCUAUCUCACACAGGCACAGUUAUCCUGUGAUACCCUUGAGUACCGCUCUGUUGAGCUGCUUGUUUCUUUCAUAAGGAAAUGAUAUAUUAUCACACAGAUGUAAGACUUAUUCUUGAGUUUCUUUAGGAAUAAAACUGUAGAUUUUUUUAAAGCUUGUGCAGAUAUUUUUGUUGAUAUUGUAAAAAAUGUUCUAUAUUUUUUAUUCAGUUCAUUUAGAUCACUUUGCAUUGUUUUGUACUGCAGGAAUAGAUGUUAGUGUUAUUUUUACUGAGAGAAAAACAUGCUCAACAAAUUGUUUUUUUAAAUUGCGUUGUAAUUAAUGUAAAUAUUUUUGUACUUUUACAUUUUGUCUGUUUUUAAAAAAAUGCCUGAGUAAAAAGAGAAAUGUAUAAAAUGCAGAAAAUUCUUUAAAGUUACUUUAUUUCUCCAACUGCUUCUCUUAGCUAUAAAUUGAUAUAAAUAAACUGUUAUAAAUCUAAAUUUCUCCAGUCAUUAUUUGAUUUUAUGAUUGUACAAUUCUGAAAAAUUUGUGAAAUGCUAUCUCAGUAAUGCAGAGUCCAAAGUAACAUCUUCACAGUAUUUGUUUUCACAUUUUGAGUGCACAAAUCUGAAUUUAUAAGAAGCUAUUACUCACUUGCUGUAACCUAUACAAAAACUCUAGUAUUGUUUAGUCAAGCUGUUUUGAUUCUUGUAAAUACUGAGCUUGAUAUUAUUAUUUUCUUGCUGUUAUUAAAGUGGCCACAAGAGGGCGGUAAUGUGGUACAAAUA
Molecule: messenger RNA, 2709 nt
Organism: Notolabrus celidotus (New Zealand spotty)
Lineage: Eukaryota; Metazoa; Chordata; Actinopteri; Labriformes; Labridae
Product: urokinase-type plasminogen activator-like
Exons: 11
Coding region: 223-1830 (535 amino acids)
Biological process (GO): plasminogen activation; regulation of cell adhesion mediated by integrin
Molecular function (GO): serine-type endopeptidase activity
Source: RefSeq, a predicted model, not a curated record